AUGGCUCUCCCAAGGGUGGCCCGCCACUGCAACUUCAGCAAUCUGGAAGAAGCCCUCCGGGACUGGCUAGUGUGUGGCCUCUGGGAUGAAAGAAUACAAUGGAGGCUCCUCGCCAAGAAGGACCCCAUGUUCCAGGUCGCGAUGGACGAGGCCCUUGCCACCGAAGCAGCAGACCAGUUCAUUGCAGAGGUCCGUCUGCUGCCAAGCCCACCAGUUUCCAGGAGGCCCACCACCACAGUCCCCUACGUGGAAUCAGCUGAUGAAGUGGAAGAGGUCCUACAGCUGCCCCGACCUACUCGCCACGCCUCAUGCCUGACCACCACGCCACCGCAGGCUGCCAUCACAACUCCCUGCGCCAGCUGUGGAGAGCUCCACGAGCGGAGGAACUGCCAGUUCCGAGAUGCCCAAUGCUGGAAUUGUGGAAAGCUGCCCCUAGACCCCACGGUCAGGCCGAUUCGGCUCAAGGCAAGGAGGGUUCCGUUCGCCUUGAAGCCCAAAAUAGAGGCCGAACUAGACCGCCUCACAGCCCAGGGAGUCCUGGAGCCAGUGGACUACGCCCCCUGGGAGACCCCCAUCGUAACCCCACUAAAGCCAAACGGGGAGGUGCGGAUCUGUGCAGACUACAAAUGCACGAUAAACCGGGCACUGCAGGAUAACCCCUACCCAGUGCCGGUGGUGAGCCACGUCCUGGCUGCCCUCACGGCCGAGGCCCAGACGAUAGUAACGCAUAGGGGGGCCUUCCGGGUGAGGAGGCUACAGUUCGGGGUAAGCGUCGCUCCGGGGAUCUUCCAGAGUAUCAUGGACGCUCUCCUUAAAGGGAUCCCCGGAGUCCAGCCGUUCUUCGAUGACGUUUUAGUCGCCGCCCCGGACCCCGAAGAAUUCGGCAACCGCCUCACGGACCACAAGCCCCUUUUAGGUCUGCUGGCCCCAGAUCGACAACCCCCCCAAAUCCUGUCACAGCGCGUGUUGAGGUGGAAUCAAUUCCUCAACUCCUACACUUACACACUGGAACACCGGGCCGGCAAAGCUAUGGGUUACGCGGACGCGCUCAGCCGCUUGCCGCUUCCGGAAAUGGGUCCAGACCCCGCCCCCGCACACCAGGUCAUGCUGAUGGAAAGCCUCCCAGAGCCGCCCCUUCACGCAGCGGAGGUCGCCAAGGCCACCCAGAAACAUAAGACACUUGCACGGGUGCUCGACUGGGUGGUGAGGGGGUGGCCAGAGGGGAACAUGGGGGAAGAAUUCAAACCCUAUAAGGUCAGGAGGGAGGAACUAGCAGCCCACAAGGGGUGCCUACUAUGGGGAAGUAGGGUGGUGAUUCCGCCCCCGCUGCAAAGGCGUGUUCUAGAAUCCCUCCAUGAGACCCACCCCGGCAUAGUUCGUAUGAAGGCCCUGGCCAGAAGCUACGUCUGGUGGCCGGGAAUGGACGGGGAAAUAGAGAGUUGGGUCCGCAGGUGCCAGACGUGCCAGGAGUCGCGGCCCGAGCCUCCCAGCGCCCCCGCCACUAGGUGGGAGUCCACCAGGAAACCAUGGUCGAGACUCCACCUCGACUUCGCGGGGCCAUUCCAGGGGCAGAUCUUCAUGAUAAUAGUGGACGCCUACACCAAGUGGCUCGAGGUCAUCCCCGUAGGGUCCACCUCGUCCGCAGCCGCAAUCCGAGCAUUACGCAGGGUCUUAAGCACGCACGGUAUCCCGGACACCAUAGUCUCGGACAAUGGGACCGCGUUCACGUCCGCAGACUUCCAGGCGUUCCUCCAGCGAUACCUUAUUAGGCACAUAAGGUCGGCCCCCUUCCACCCAGCCACCAACGGUCAGGCAGAGCGGAUGGUCCGCACCACCAAGGAAGCCCUGGGCCGUAUUGUACAGGGAGACUGGGACCACCGAUUAGCGGCAUUCCUAUUCGACAAUAGGAUCACCCCCAACCCGGUCACAGGGGUUAGCCCGGCCGAGCUCCUCAUGGGACGA
Messenger RNA from Heteronotia binoei (common prickly gecko), 1962 nucleotides. RefSeq lists its product as uncharacterized. Gene Ontology annotation, molecular function: nucleic acid binding. Lineage: Eukaryota; Metazoa; Chordata; Lepidosauria; Squamata; Gekkonidae. The annotation marks the transcript as partial. The transcript is spliced from 4 exons. Gene Ontology annotation, biological process: DNA integration. The record is from RefSeq and is a predicted model, not a curated record.